Molecule: messenger RNA, 1630 nt
Organism: Nicotiana attenuata
Lineage: Eukaryota; Viridiplantae; Streptophyta; Magnoliopsida; Solanales; Solanaceae
Product: caffeoylshikimate esterase
Exons: 8
Coding region: 293-1348 (351 amino acids)
Cellular component (GO): membrane
Molecular function (GO): lipase activity
Source: RefSeq, a predicted model, not a curated record
UACUCACCUCAUCCCAUCUUUCUAUGUAUAUAUUCCAACUUCUCAGGUCCGCUUUAUACCCUCUUGCUUUUGAUUAUAAUAUCUUAGUAUUAUACUCCAUUUUUUAUCAUAUCAAGAAUCGCUUUGUUCCCUCCUUCUUCUCUGUUUGUUCCCUUUCCCUUUCUUCCUCUGCAUCUACAACUACAUAAACUGCACCAUAUUACACAGAUCUGUCACUUACCAAAUGAUGUCACUUGAAUGCUGAGUCACAUUUUCUGAGUUGGGGUUUGGUCUUUUUUCUUGAAAAUAUACGAUGGGUGUUGAAUAUCAUGAGGAAUAUAUAAGGAAUUCAAGAGGUGUUCAGCUUUUUACUUGUAGAUGGUUGCCCUUUUCUUCUCCAAAGGCCCUUGUUUUCCUUUGCCAUGGCUAUGGCAUGGAGUGCAGUGGAUUCAUGAGAGGCGUUGGGACAAAGCUCGCGAAUCAUGGAUACGCGGUGUUUGGAAUAGACUAUGAAGGCCAUGGACGGUCAAUGGGUUCCCGCUGUUAUAUCAAAAGGUUUGACAACAUUGUCAAUGACUGCAGUGACUUUUUCAAGUCCGUUUGCGCGCGGGAGGAGUACAGAGAGAAAACAAGGUUUUUGUAUGGGGAGUCGAUGGGAGGGGCCGUGGCUCUUUUAAUACACAAGAAGGAUCCUUCCUUUUGGCAUGGUGCUCUUCUGGUUGCACCUAUGUGUAAGAUAUCUGAGAAGGUAAAGCCACAUCCAGUGGUUAUAAGCUUACUAACUAAAGUGGAGGAUGUCAUACCAAGAUGGAAGAUAGUCCCUACAAAGGAUGUCAUCGAUUCAGCCUUCAAGGACCCUGUUAGAAGGGAAGAGGUACGCGGAAACAAGUUAAUAUAUCAGGAAAAGCCAAGACUAAAGACAGCUUUGGAAAUGCUAAGAACUAGCAUGCACCUCGAAGAAAGUUUGCACGAGGUCACUCUACCAUUUUUAGUGUUACAUGGGGAAGCAGACAUAGUAACUGAUCCAGAAGUAAGUAAAGCUUUGUAUGAGCAAGCCAGUAGUAAGGACAAGACCAUAAAACUCUAUCCAGGAAUGUGGCACGGUUUGACAUAUGGUGAGCCUGAAGACAACAUUGAUAUCGUAUUUUCAGAUAUCAUCUCGUGGCUUGACAAGCGAAAUGGAGAGAAUAAUGAUAAUGCUACUUUGGUUGAGAAAUCAGUUUGUCGAGCUACACCUACUCCAUAUGAGACGAACACAAAAGCGUCACCUACAAUAACGAAUGGACAAAAACCACAGAGAACACGUCCACAAGCGAAUUAUCUGUGUGGGUGGAAAGGGCGUCGGAUGCAUCAUCACUCUGCAAUGUAGAAGACUUGGUUGAUAGAUAAGGGUUGGAUCUCCUUCAUGUGUUCGUAACAUUAAUGUUACUACUCCAUUAUUUAUGGGGGAAAAUGGAAAAUAACAGGUUUUCCAGAAAUUGUAAUUAAGAUGCAAAAUCUUGAGUUAUUCUUGAUCUCCUAAUGUUUCAACGAACUUGCUCAAUGAAGGUUAUACUUGGUACUCUUAUUCCUUUUCUGUAUCUUCCUUUCCCUUUCGUUUACAAAGAGUUAGCUUUAGCCUACUGCAAUUUAAGGAAGUUUUACACUAUCA